Mytilus californianus (California mussel) is the source of this 1268-nucleotide messenger RNA. Its product is annotated as dopamine beta-hydroxylase-like. The coding region runs from base 48 to 1268 and encodes 406 amino acids. The transcript has 9 exons. The record is from RefSeq and is a predicted model, not a curated record. Gene Ontology annotation, molecular function: dopamine beta-monooxygenase activity; copper ion binding. NCBI's taxonomy places the organism in Eukaryota, Metazoa, Mollusca, Bivalvia, Mytilida, Mytilidae.
UUCAAAACGUGUAGGAAGAAGGAUUUUGGCGCAGACCAUCAUUUGGAAUGUGGUCAUUUAUUUGUUUUAUUUCAUUAUUUGUGAUCAGUGUCCAUUCUGAUUGUAAAUUGCCGACUGAUGAACACGUAAAACACUUGGACAUAAGAAUUCCAGAACAACCGGUUCCAAAGAAAUUAACGCAUUAUGUUUGUCAACAAUUUAAGGUACCAGACGAUCAAGAUUACAAUGCAAUCGCCUUCGAAGGACUGAUAGGUAACCCUGGUGUUGUUCAUCAUAUACUCGUGUUUGGUUGCGACUUUGACGUCAAUAUAAUUGAACCACAUGAAUGUGGAGCGUAUGAUGGUAGAUGCAGGAGCUGGUUGGCUCAGUGGACAAUAGGGGUCGAUGGGAAGACUUGUACUUAUGCUGAUACUGGUAUCCGGUUUGGGAAGAACUCUUACAAGUACAUGUCUAUACAAAUUCACUGGAACAAUUACAACUUGGAUUCAAAUCUGACAGAUAAUUCUGGUAUAAGACUUUAUUAUACAAACAAGCUUAGGAAACAUGAAGUUGGAAAUGUGCAGAUAGGACAGAACGAUCUUGAACUCCCUGCUGGAAGUCACCAUUUUCUGCAAAACGGAAGUUGUAGUGAGACCUGUACACAGCGCAUGCUUCCUCAUCCAAUCUAUCUGACAAAAACUUAUAUCCAUAUGCACAACUUAGGAGUUGAAGGCAAGUUUGAAAUAUAUCGUAAUGGACGACUGAUCCGAGAAAUAGCUCAUGAUACUGUAUACAACUAUCACAAGUCUCCAUUGCACUUCCAUGAUCCGCCAGUUGAAGUACGACCAGGUGAUGAAGUGAAACUAUCCUGUUGGUUUACUUCCGGGGAUAAGAAUCAUACGAUAUAUUGGGGAGAAGGAUCAGAUGCAGAAAUGUGUUACGCAUUUGUUUCAUACUACCCAAACGUUAAAGGAUUUGACCAAUGUAUACAGUUUGACGAAUAUGAUGUUAACUGUCAUAUGGACGGAGAGCUGUAUAUGGGAGGAUGUACCAUGGAAAUGUUUGAAGCAGACCUACAGACAGACCUGAUACAGGAUAUACAAAAGAAAUGUAAAGCAGACAACACGUGCGUCACUUCCUGUUCAGCCGCACUACAGACUCUAACCGAACACCCCUGCUUUAACGGACGAUUUAAAGAUUACUCGGUUAGGUUAUUUCCCCCUAAAAUCCCCGGAUGGAAUGAAGUUAUGGACUUGGUAGACAGACACUCUAAAUCAUGCUCACAAUAA